Molecule: messenger RNA, 2587 nt
Organism: Carya illinoinensis
Lineage: Eukaryota; Viridiplantae; Streptophyta; Magnoliopsida; Fagales; Juglandaceae
Exons: 13
Coding region: 135-2117 (660 amino acids)
Source: RefSeq, a predicted model, not a curated record
AUUCUGGAGAGGUUUUCUCAGAUAUCGAAGCCCACCCAAAAACCUUUUAUGGAUAGCCGGACCUAGGGCUUUCCCAGUUUUAAAAAAGAGCGCCAAACGUCUCUAUCAGUUUCCCCUGUCCGAUCGGUCAUAAAAUGAUUUCUCUUGGAAACCAUGCUAAUGACACUGACGGUGUCUCAGCCAUGGACGUUGAUCCGUUUCUCGCGUUCAUCGAUUAUGCGAGGUCUGUGAUCUCUCCCGCAGACGAUGAUUCGGAUCCUAAUGGAAACUGCAGUGGCCCCGGGUGGAGCUGGAUCGCCUCUCGGAUUCUCAAGACUUGCGUUGCCUACUCGAGCGGUGUCACCGCUGCGAUUCUGCUCUCUGAUCUCUCUCAGGCUUGGAACGAGCAAUGCAGGGCUGGAGCUCCUAAGAAAAGGCCGGAAUGUAUAAAUCAAUUGAAAAAGAACCAUCGGAGAACAAAGCUUCCAAACACGGUUUCGAUUGACACUAUAUAUGACAGAAACUUCCUUUCCUUAAGUAGCGUCUUGGAAGCUGUUAUUGUCGAUACCUUUUCUCUCCCAGGUACAAACAUCUACAUGCUUACUUUGGGGGAUUUUCGAAGCUCCAACACCAUAGACCUUUAUCUCCACCGUAGAUACUAUGAUUUGGUGGAUCCUCAGAAUGGGAUUCUGAAGAAAGGGAGGGAGAUUUUACUCACUGGAUGUUAUCUUCGUACAGCUGCUGAAGGAUCUGGGUGUCCAAGACUUUUGCCUACAGAGUAUCUGGUGAUAUUGUUAGAUGAGGAGGAAGAUGACGAUGCAAUGCUGCUAGGAGCUCAGUUUUGUUCAGAUACUUUCUCUUCCAUUUCUCCUGAUGCGGUAAAGAAAGGGGUUUCCUUUUCGUUGCUUGCUAGGAUUGAGUCUAUUGGGUCAUUGGAAUUUCAGGGAAGGUUUGGUAGCUUACAGAGGAAACAAAUUACACUUGUUGAUAAUGAUGGUGUCAAGUUAAAGUUUGUCUUGUGGGGUGAACAGGUUCUCCUUGCUAACCUUUUCAGUGUCUCAAGUAUGCUCGCACUGGAUAGACCUUUUAUUUCAAAUUCCAUAGAGAGUACAGUUGAAACAAGUGACGAUUUUUGCCUUGAAUACGGUAGUGCAACGCAAUUAUAUAUGGUUCCUUCCAUUCAACAAGAGGAGCAAGUAUGUGUAGCAUUGACACAAAAUCGAUAUCAAGGACCAAGGCUACUGAAUACAUUGGAUCCUAGUCAGGAUCCUAAAGUUUCACAAGUCUCCCUACCCUGUGAUUCACGGGGUUCGAUUGACUUCAGUAGUUAUCCCUUUCGAUCAUUUGUAAUAGACCUUCAUGACAAGAUGACAGGCAUCAGCCUCUAUGGUGUUGUUACAGAUAUUAUCAAAGAGAAACAUGCAACAGAAGCUCUCUUCUCUCUGAGAAUUGAAGAUACUACUGGAGCCAUUUGGGUGACGCUACAUUUUGCCAAAUUUUGGUCAUUGGGCCGAUUAAGCUUUGGUUAUACGGUUUAUAUUUCUGGUUUAACAUGCUCUAUGACAAAGCAAAAACGCCUGGAAGCAUUAUGGUUUGAGAAUGAUAUCAGAUCUUCUUUCUUCAUCCUUAGUUGCUUGCCCGCAUUGAUAAACUCUUCUUGCCUUCAUAAAGUUUCAAAUCUUUGUGAUCUAUCUAGCCAGACUAACAGCACACAGAUAUGUCGAGUGUGGCUUGACCAAAUCGCUCAUUGUCAUGUUAAAAUGUCACAUUCUCUUUGUGGUCAUUUUGUUACCAAGACCCCUAGUGGGAUUUUGGAAUGCAACUUAUGUCGUUACAAUUGUGAUACCGAAGUUAUGCGCACUUUCCAUCUGAAAAUCACUCUUGCAGAUGAGAGUGCAAAAGUUUUUGCAUGGUGUACUGGUCAAACGGCUGCAGAAUUGCUUCAAAUUUCAGCUGAUGAAUUCUCUGAACUGCCUGAGGAAGAACAAGUGAUGUAUCCUUCUUCACUAGAGAAUGAGAGGUUUGUAGUUGCAGUAGUAAAUUGCAAGAGGCAGGGUUAUGUAAUUGGUGAUGGUUGUCGUAUCCUUGAAAAUGAUGCUGCGUCAUGGGAGAUAACUCGUGCAUUUAGGUGUGAAUAAUGUCUUUAACAGGAUAAGGAGUUCGAGGAAUAUUUGCUUACAUUUCAUUUACAAAUGAUGAGGUAUUUAUACAAGAGGUAGAGAAUCAAAAACAGUUACAUCACAGCAGGGACUUUGUCUGCAGUUCUUUCUAGAACAUUUGUAUUUUCUGUACAAUUAUCAUCUAGCUUAAUAGUCUUAUUCAAAAAUGAAUGUUUUGACUGAGUUACUAACCAACUUCACUUGAGAAGGUGGACUGGAACUCUUUGUCUGGAUGGAGAUAUGGUGAUGGCCUUAUUGGUGUUGUGGAGCGGAAAGGUUAUGUAUGAGAUGCAACGUUUCUUUGUAACAAGCUAGAUCAUGAUGCAAGCUUAAUCUGAAGCUUCAAAAUCAAAAGUUGUAACUCUAAAAAGCAAAAUACUCUGUUUUAGGGAGUAAGUUGAUAAACGGAAUGCAUUCAUUCUUAUUUAUAAACUUGUCCUUUGCAUGUA